Molecule: messenger RNA, 1250 nt
Organism: Thermothielavioides terrestris NRRL 8126
Lineage: Eukaryota; Fungi; Ascomycota; Sordariomycetes; Sordariales; Chaetomiaceae
Exons: 1
Source: RefSeq, a predicted model, not a curated record
CCAAAUCUUGCGCGCAACCGAUCCCACAGCCCCACGGCGACGCGGCCAUCUCUCUCGAUGGCGAUCCUUGGUCCUGUCUCCCGGCGCACGAUAUCAGUAUCGCCUGUCGUGCAGAAACUUCGCCCCCCGAUUGCCCCUUCGCUUCCUUCCCUCCUUGAAGCGCCGGGUUCACGGUUUCUCAUGUCGCGGCCACGGCCUCGCUGGUCCCCUCCCGUCGAACCUGAGAAACCAUCAGUGCCCUACAGGAAAGGCUUUCAAUUUACUGCCAGCCGCGUCCAAGCGCCGCCACCCUUUCUUGGUCGUUAUGCCAAGGUUCCAACCGGCCCAUUCCUCGAGUUCCUCGACAAACACCGCUGCGUGAGCCGCGAGUUUCUUCACUCCACAACCUUAACUGACUAUUGCCUUGCCACCGCCUCAUAUCCGCUGCCGUGUACGGAGCUUGGGGAGACGGCAUCUUUCGAAGUUCUUGAGGAACUCACUGUUGGAGAUGGCGGCGGCCGUGGCCGCGGUUCCCAGGUUAUCACUUGCGCUCGGCAUGGCACAAACGACGUCCUGGUGGCGAAGGUCUACGAUCCACUCUACUAUCCCUUCGCCGAUGACGAUUUUCCUUAUAUGCCGAACAACGUUAUUCUGAGAGCUGAAAGCGAUUUUACUCUCGAAUCCGCCGCGUACUCCCAGCUGGAUGGGAAGCUUGGUGGCAGCUUGAUUCCCAAGUUCUACGGAUCCUGGCUGCUCUGGCUCCCCCUUAAGGAUGUUCGCAGACCCGUUGGUUUCACCCUGAUGGAACUGGUGAAGGGCGUGCCAUUGAAUGCCCUCGAUCCCAAGCACUACACGCCGCAAGAACGGCUCCGCGUCAUUGCACUGUCGAUGGAAGCAGCACUCGAGAUACGCUUCGCUGGAGUCAUGCACGAUGACAUUGCACCACGAAACAUCAUUUGCUCCGGGAAGGAUUUCUCUGCCCCAGAUUUCUCAAUCAGGGUCAUCGACUUCAACUUCGUCACUGUCUUUCCUCUCUUGGGCUUGAGGCCUCCUUGCGAUUCCGAGCCGCUGCCUGAAUCACCCAUCGAGUGGUUCUGGAACUCGCGGCCACCCGACAUGCGGGACUGGCUGCCGGACGGAUGGAGGAAAGGCGACGAAGGGAGAAGGUUGUGGAAUCAGUGGUUGAAGGAAACAUGGGCCGGCACGACAAGGUUUAAACCAGCACCAGAGCACCUACUCAACGCCGAAUAAAAAGACGGCCAUCCCUCUCC